Messenger RNA from Trichosporon asahii var. asahii CBS 2479, 6765 nucleotides. Its product is annotated as Myo2. Gene Ontology annotation, cellular component: myosin complex; nucleus; actin cytoskeleton. NCBI's taxonomy places the organism in Eukaryota, Fungi, Basidiomycota, Tremellomycetes, Trichosporonales, Trichosporonaceae. The transcript is spliced from 24 exons. The record is from RefSeq and is a predicted model, not a curated record. Gene Ontology annotation, molecular function: microfilament motor activity; actin filament binding; ATP binding. The coding region runs from base 1 to 6765 and encodes 2254 amino acids. Gene Ontology annotation, biological process: actin filament organization; ribosome biogenesis; vesicle transport along actin filament.
AUGGCCUCGGUGUACACCAAGGGGACGCGUGUCUGGCUCCCCGACAAAGAGGCCGGAUGGGUGCCCGGCACUGUCACCUCGGUAGCGAUACCUGGCGUUCCGAACCCAGACUCUGAAGUCGUGAUUACCGUGUCUAUCGAUGGCAGAGCUUCGGAUGAGGGAGGCUCGAAAGAGUUCAAAUGCUCGUUUGCGACCUUGCAAUCCGCCUCAGAGUCGAAUGGCAACAACCUCUCUCUGGGUUCUAGCCAAGACGUUCUUCCACCGCUGAGAAAUCCGCCGCUCCUGGAGAGCUCGGAAGAUCUAGCAAGCUUGAGUAACUUGAACGAGCCCAGUGUUCUCCAUGCAAUUGCAACUCGAUACGCAACGCACCAGCCCUACACCUAUUCUGGCAUCGUCCUGGCUGACGAGCGAGAUGGAAAUGACAUUCUGCAAGCGUACGCGGGUAAACGGAAAGGCGAUAUGGAACCGCACUUGUUUGCGAUUGCGGAGGAAGCGCUGGAUCUGAUGCGGAGGGGCAGCGGAAACGGAGGUGUGGAUCCAACCGGUGCUGGCGAUCAAACUAUCGUUGUCAGCGGUGAAAGCGGUGCGGGCAAGACCGUCUCCGCAAAGUAUAUUCUUCGCUACUUUGCAUCUGUCAUCAAUGCGUCGAAAGAGACACCAGUAGAACGCCGCCGCUUGGACUCGAGUGGGGAUGACGAAGGUAUGAGCGAAAUUGAGCGCCAGAUCCUUGCCAGUAAUCCCAUCAUGGAGGCUUUCGGCAAUGCCAAGACGACCCGCAAUGACAACAGUUCGCGUUUUGGCAAGUACAUCGAGGUUUGUCUUCAGUUCAGAGGGCAGGGCAUGGCUGACUGGCAGGUUCUCUUUGAUAACGAGAACGAGAUCGUCGGCGCCAGGAUCCGCACAUAUCUCCUUGAACGUUCUCGACUCGUUUACCAACCAGACACGGAGCGAAACUAUCACAUUUUUUACCAGCUGCUAGCCGGAGCCCCCGCCAAGGAGCGUAAAGAUCUGUCUCUGCCUGCCGAUCCUCAACAGUUUGCGUACCUGGCGGGCGGUGGUCCAUCGUCUUCCUUCAUUGCAGGAGUCGACGAUGCCAAGGAGUUCCGAGACACACAAGAGGCGCUCAGUACCGUGGGCAUUUCCGUUGAACGCCAGUGGCAUAUCUUCAAGGUCUUGGCCGCCUUGCUGCACCUUAGCAAUGUCAAGAUCACUCAAUCUCGAACGGAUGCCGUACUGGCAGACGACGACCCGGCCCUCGCCUUGGCAACGUCUCUUCUCGGACUGCCGCUCUCUGAGUUUAAAAAGUGGACCAUCAAGAAGCAGUUGACGACCCGAAGUGAGAAAAUUGUCACAAAUCUUGGUUCGGCCCAAGCGACUGUCGUUCGCGAUUCCGUGGCCAAGUUCAUUUACUCGUGCUUGUUCGACUACGGCUUCGAGCACUUCAAGAAAAAUUCCUUCGAACAGUUCUGCAUCAACUGGGCGAAUGAGAAACUGCAGCAGGAGCUCGAACAGGAGGAAUACAUGAGGGAAGAAAUCAACUGGACCUUUAUCGACUUCACGGACAACCAAGCUUGCAUCGAUGUCAUUGAGGGCAAGAUGGGUGUGCUCACUUUGCUUGAUGAAGAGUCCCGUUUGCCGUCCGGGGCAGACGCUUCGUUUGCCAACAAGCUUCACCAGCAAUUGGGACCCAAGCCUGAGUACAAAGAUGUUUUCAAGAAACCCCGAUUCAAUCAGAACGCUUUCACAAUCGCCCAUUAUGCGCACGACGUUACCUACGAUGCUGACGGCUUCCUUGAAAAGAAUCGCGACACCGUUUCCGAUGAACACCUCGCGCUACUCCAGAGCUCCAGCAAUGACUUUUUGCGUGAAGCCAUUACGCGCUCUCUUGACCAAGCCGCUAGCUCGUCGGCAGCUCCAGUCGUUGAGGCUAAACCAGGCCCGAAGAGGGGGGGUGCAACCCGGAAGCCGACGCUUGGGUCGAUUUUCAAGCACUCGCUUAUUAGCUUGAUGGACACGAUCAACCACACCAAUGUCCACUAUAUUCGUUGCAUCAAGCCGAAUGAAGCGAAGAAAGCGUGGACCUUCGAGCCGCAACAAGUCUUAUCGCAGCUGCGAGCCUGUGCCGGUGAGUGUACAUCUAUGCGCCGUUCUAACCUCAGUUACUAUGUCCUGGUCAACUCCAAGGAGUGGGAGGGUAAUUCGGACGUCAAGGCCUUCUGCCAGCUCCUGCUGCAACGUACACUGAAGGAUGAGAACAAAUACCAGAUUGGCCUGUCGAAGAUCUUCUUCCGCGCCGGCAUGGUGGCUCUUCUGGAAUCUCUCAGAACCGCACGGCUUAACGCCCUCGUUACUUUGGUGCAAAAGAACGUGCGGCGUCGCAUUGCGUACAAGCACUACCAGGAUCUGCGUCGCCGGACCAUUACCAUCCAGUCAUGGUGGAGAGGCAUUCAAGCCCGUCGCCUAGUGGAACAAAUGAGAAGGGACGCGGCUGCUACGCUGCUGCAGAGAGCUGCUCGUGGAGUGCUCCAACGCCGCGCGUAUGCCGACACGCGACAGGCUGUUGUCACAAUCCAGGCUGCACGGCAGCGAUUCAGAGAACAGCGAACCGAGUCCGCAGUCCUCCAGCUGCAGAGUCUCUUCCGUGGACAGAUCAUCGUUCUGCAGUCGCAGUGGAGGCGGAAGCUUGCUGUUCGCGAGCUUAAGACUCUGAAGGCUGAAGCCAAAUCGGCUGACAAGCUUAAGGAGAUUUCCUAUCAGUUGGAAAACAAGGUGGUGGAGCUUACCAAGACUCUUCAGAAGCGCACGGGCGAGAACAAGUCCCUCAAGGCCCGCAUCUCGGACCUGGAGAAGGAGCUUGCGGCGUGGCAGUUACGACAUGAAGAAGCUCAGGCCCGUUCAGCGUCGCUCGAGUCCAAACUUGCCGAACCCACAGUACCUCGAGACAAGUUCGACGAGGUGAUGGCUUCCAGAAAUGAGCACGAAGAACGUCUUCGCACUGCUACCAGGCGCAUGACCGAGCUAGACGAGGAAAUCACGCGGCUGUCGACUCAGCUUGAGCGUGCUACUGUCGACGCGAACGAGCGACAGGCUGCAAUCGACUCUGCAGUUGCGAAGCACGGAGAGGACGAGUCCACCAUCCAGAGUUUGCGGCACGAGAUUACUUCGCUGAAGGAACAGAUCAGCCGCGCAAGCGCCUUGCAGGCGUUGACCAAGGGUGGUCGCGAUGCUCCCCCGUCUCCCACAAUGGACCGUGGUCUGCGUGAUUUCGCAAACGGUCUGCACGGCGGUGAGGCUCGCAACCACCCACCGGCCAGAAGGCGCAUUCGCAGACACAGUACGACAGGUCAUGGCGCAGUGGUUCCUCACUCUGAGGAAGAUGCGUUGGACCUCCGGAAGCCCGGCCUCAAUGCCCCUCGCGCCGUGUCUGUCAUGUUCCCCCAGAACAAUCUCUUACGCCCUCGGGACUCUAAUGGCUUACCGACACUGAAUGAUUCCUCUGCAGAUGAGGUUGCCCGUCUCUUGGAGGACGAAGAGGGUUUGGACGACGAUGUUUUGCACGGUCUCAUUGCGAGCUUGAAGAUCCCCGCCGCAAGCCUCCACAACCCUCCUCUCGCCAAGGAGGUGAUCUUCCCUGCUCAUCUCAUCAGCUUGGUCUCGAACGAAAUGUGGAAGCUUGGAAUGAUUCCGGAGAGUGAACGGUUCCUGGCGAAUGUCAUGCAGAGCAUCCAAAGCUAUGUGAUGCAAUUUAAGGGCGAGGAAGUCAUUGUUCCCGGAAUCUUCUGGCUCUCAAACGUCCAGGAGAUUUUGUCUUUCAUCUGUGUGGCUGAGUCUGAUGCGCAACAAGGCAUCGCACCGGGUAUGGAUGAACCCGGCGGCCGCGAACUCGAUUGGGAAGCCUAUGAGCGAUUGGUAGGCAUCGUGAAACAUGAUCUUGACAGUCUGGAGUACAACAUCUACCACACCUGGAUGUUGGAGGUCAAGAAGAAGCUUGGAAAGAUGGUGAUUCCUGCCCUAAUCGAGUCGCAAUCGCUCCCAGGAUUCAUUACCUCGGACGGCAGUGGUCGGAUGUUCCAGCGCAUGAUUGGAAUGGGCGGGGGAAACAACCAGCCGACUGCAAGUAUGGACGACAUCCUGAGCCUGCUCAAUAAGGUUUGGAAGUGCCUUAAGAGCUACUACAUGGAGGAGAGCGUCAUGCAGCAGGUCGUUACCGAACUGCUGAAGCUGAUUGGCACCAUCGCCUUCAAUGACCUUAUCAUGCGCCGCAACUUCUGCUCAUGGAAGAGGGGGCUACUUCAGCUCGAACAUCUCAUGCAAGCUACGAAGUUGCUGCAGCUCAAGAAGAUCCAGAAACUUAUCUCACAAUAUCACAAUGCCGACUACGAGGCUCCCAUCUCACCUGACAUUCUCAAGGCUGUGGCUGCACGCGUUCGACCAGAGGACAAGAACGAUCAGCUGCUUCUGCAGACAGAGCAGGACGAGGUUGGGCCAUACCAGAUCCCUCCGCCGCGAGACAUCGCCGGUCUUGAAACUUCUAUGGUGCUCCAUUCUGCGUUCUUGCAAUCUACCAUGGCACCUCAGGCGCACCACCAUAGAUCAACGCUCAAGCAGUCUAAGCAUGCCACGAAAGGCUCGUUGAAGGCCGCCGCCAAGGCAUCUCUCGGCGUCUCCUCUCAUUCUCGAAGCAUAGAGGCUGGAUCGAAGAGGGAUAGGAUCCAUCAGCAGGCUCAAAAGCGUGACUCUAAGCAGAGGGCCGCGCGUGAGAGCGCCAAGUUCUUCUCUACAAGCUCAAAUGGAGGAAAGGUACCUCGCGUCAUCUCCAUUAUUCCCUUGCUUCCUUCGAUAUCUACGGAGAAGUUCUUCAUUCAGUUGCUUCAUUCUCUGGCUUUGUCUGCCGAAGAGAUCGAGGCACUUUCAGCUCAAUACCAGCCCCACUGCUCUAUCUUUGUUCCGGCUCCUCGGUUCAAGACAAACCUCGUGGUGAAUAUUGUGCCGUCGUUGGAUCUCUACGCCAGUCUGGAUGUCGCCCUUGUCAGCGAUGCUGUCUUGCUUUUAAUGAGCAGUACAGAUGAGGUCCAGCUAGAGGGCGAAGCCAUCCUCCGCUCUCUGCAGGGUCAGGCUGGCAAUGUGACAGUUAUGCCUUGUGUCCAGAGGUCUCUUCUGUCCUUCACCCGUUACUUCUUUCCCAACGUUCACAAGGUUUACUCUAACGACAACGCGAACGACGCUUCUUUGCUGGCCCGCGCCAUCUGCGAGGUGCUGCCUUCCAACAUUGAACACCAGGAGGGAAGGUCUUGGCUUGUCGCAGAAGGUCGUGAAUGUGCGACCUGGGAGCCUUCCAACGCGGAGUCGGGUGAUCUGGGCGCGCUGUAUGUCACGGGCACGGUUCGAGGGGGGCGCAUGAGCGCAGACCGUCUUGUUCACAUCCCUGGUUAUGGUGAUUUCCAAGUUGAAAAGUCUGAGUCGGCCGAUGAUCUUACGUCGAACAACGUCCCCGAUCUGCUUGCCAAUGAGCAAACAUGGCCAACGGAGGAAGAAAUGAAUUCGGCGCCCGCUGCUCAAAGCGGCGGUCGUGAAACUCAAAAGCCUCGUAUAAAGCGAGUGCCCAAGGGCACUAGCGCCUAUCAGGCAGCGUGGAUUGUGGAUGAUGAUGACGACGUCGACGUCGACGAUGACGAUGAAUCUGGUAGCGGGAUGGGUUCACAAGACGGCGCAGAUGUCUCGGAGGAGGAGGAAAUGGAAGAGAUCGAACUGGAUUCUCGUGAGCAAGAGCACGACGAUAUGGCUCCAGAAGACGAAGAAGAGCAGUAUGCGGCCUAUCUGCGUGAGCGCGAGCGGGCUCAGAAAGAAGAUAUGGCUUUCCCGGAUGAGAUCGACACUCCGCGCCAUAUCGCCGCUCGCACUCGCUUCCAGCGCUAUCGCGGGUUACGAAGCUUCAGAACAAGCCCGUGGGAUCCUUAUGAGAAUCUGCCGUUGGAGUAUGGUGAGAUCUUCCAGUUUGAGAAUUUCAAGGCUACGAAGCGCCGUGUCGAGGCCGAGGCUUCCGAGGAAGGUGUGGAGAUUGGUACCCGUGUAACUUUGGUGAUCGGACAGGUCCCCAAGACCAUCCUCUCGCGCAAUCCUAGCGCCCCCCUGAUUGUGCACGGCCUUUUGCGACAUGAGCAUAAGCAAACGGUUCUGCAUUUCGUCGUGCAGCGGAACACCGAGUAUUCCGAGACAGACCCUCUGGUACUCUGCGCAGGACCUCGGCGGUACCACAUCAACCCACUCUUCUCACAGCAUUUGCGGGGAGGCGGCAAGGGGGUGAACAACGUUCACAAGUCGGAGCGAUUCCUCCGUCAUGGCGCUGCCACCGUCUUGACGACGUUUGGACCCGUUUGCUUCGGUAAGGCCCCGUGUCUUCUUCUCCGCGAAAGCGAUGUUCCGAGCCUCGUUGCUACGGGCUCGUUCAUGUCGUCCGACCCCACGCGCAUUAUCGCUAAACGUAUCGUUCUUACCGGCCAUCCUUACAAGGUGCAUAAGAAGACUGCGACCAUCAGGUACAUGUUCUUCAACCGUGACGACGUGGCGUACUUCCAGUCUGUCGAGCUUCACACGAAGUAUGGCCGGACUGGUCACAUCAAGGAAGCUUUGGGCACGCACGGCUACUUCAAGGCGCAUUUCGACGGCCCCAUACAACAAAUGGACACGGUGUGCAUGAACCUGUACAAGCGUCAAUUCCCCAAGAGUCUUCGGGAGGCGUCAAAGGCGACAGCGUUAUGGAUGUAG